AUGUAUAAUCACUUGCAGCAGCAUGCUGACUCCACCGAAGGGCGCUUGUCAGAAGUUACUUCUAAUCUCCUAGUCGCAGACGAGCACCUGCAGGACGUUUGUAAAUUUGCGGAAGAUCAAGCGCGCCUGUUGGAAGAGAGUAACUCCCGAGUGCAAGGCUUACACAUGGAAUUGGAGAAUCUCACGAAAGAGUUGAUGCAGUGGAAAUCGAGCCGGGAUGGUAGUGUUUCAGGCUUAACGUUUAGGGAAAAAGCUCUCACAAGUGAACUCAAGGGCACGAAAGAUACUUUGGAUCAAAUGGGAUGUCAGCUGUCUGAUAUCACAAAGUCCUACCAAGAUACCGAUUCUCAACGGAAAUCUCUCUGUGCUCAGGUUACUGAUCUUCAAUCGGAAUUAAUUCUUGCGAAGGAAGAGCUUGUGAAUGCACAACGUCGAUACGGUGACCUGCAGGCGCAACAUCUCUUACCCAUGCCUUCCAGUGACGUCACACGAAAUCAGAUUGCAGAUCUCGAGAUGCGUGUACUUCGCCGAACGGAACAAAUCGGUAUCCAUCAACAUGACAUUCGCCGGCUGGAGACAAAUUUAAGGUUACAGGAUGAACGGGUUGCAGAGAUGGCUUCAGAGCUGGAGACUCUGGGAGCACAGAAAGACGCGAUGGUUGGAGAUUGCGCAGAGGCGAGAGAGGCAAGGGACGAGACGCUCAAGAAACUGGAAACCGCCGAACUUGACCUGGAAAGGAUGGAAGAACGAUUGAGGGUAGUUGAGGAGGAAGGACAAGGAGCUCUGGUAGCAACGAUUUCAGCAUUCGCAGCAACUGUUACACAGUCGAGGAUUACCAUCAGGAUUCUUCAACGUUCUGCUACCCAACACAUUCAAGCUAUCCUGCAGUCGGAGCGUAGGGUGGAUGAGCUAGAGAAGGCUACUGUGACUAUAUCUGACGAGUGGCACCAGCGCUACAAAGUCAUCGAGGCGGAUCUGGAAGAGGGCGUGUUAUUACGGCAUUCCCUGGUAAACUCCCUCAAAGCACGGGACGCGGAGUUGUUCCAAAUGACCAUUGCUUUGGCGGCCACACAUACCGGCUUGAGUGCCUUUAGACGUCAGAUACACGCCGACGUCAAGCCCCUUAUCGAGUGUGGCAUUUCACCUUCAGAAUGCCAACUUGAGUAUGCAAUGGAAAUGCUGAGCCGCUUGCAUGCAGAUGAUCCUGACGAGCUGCAGGCAGAACUCAAACAUUUAAAAGGAGAGCUCGACAACAUCAAAUCUCUACACGAUGAUGCGGAACUUCGUUGCCAGCAAACACGAGAAGAGGCAGUUUUGUCAUUGCAGGAGCUUGAAGUAAAGCAUGCCAAAAUUCAGACAGACCAAGGCCAGCAAUUGAAUCACUUAAAAGAGGAACUCUGUUCCGCAAGUGCAGUCCUAGAGACGGCUCAGCAGUCAUACGUUCGACUAGAUUGCCUUCAUCGUGGAACUGUGCAAAGGCUAGCCGAAGUCGAAGACGAUUAUAGUCGCAAGCUAGCACAUGCCAACGGCGAGGUAUUGAGCAAGGAUGAAGAUCACGAGCAUAUCGUUACUACGACUAAGCUAAAACUUUCACAGGAGAUAAAGCAGGCCAACGGACGUGUCGAUGAGAUGCUUUACGAGUUGCAACAAACACAAAAAAAGCUGCGAGAGGAAAGCAAUAUUCGGAUGCGAGACAGAGAAGCACAUGAGACCGAAAUGCAAGCUCAUAUCAUUGACACUCGUAAACAACUGGAUCGCGCUAAAUCAGAACUUUAUGUACUUCAAGCGGAGAAGCACUGUCUCCUGACCGAAAACACUUGCUUAAAGGCCGAGAUUCAGAAGUCACUUUCUUUGACCAGAUACCUGGAGGGACAAAUUAAAGAGAGUUAUGAAUUAAACUCUAGUCUGGAGGAAGCCCUUGAUAGAAUACACCUAGAGUUGGACCAGUCUGAAAAAACAUCAAAGGCAGCCGAGAUUAAUCUUGCUCUUCAAGCCGCCCAGCAUGAACCAGUCCUCUCAACCCUUCAUCGUGAACUUGCUGCUCUGAAGUUCAUACCUAAUCUUGAAGAGGUUGUCCAUGAAUUACGUGAGAAGAACCGCGAGAUGGAUGAGAUACUACGAAACAAGUGCAUAGAAAUUGAAGAGUAUGACGAUCGCAUCCUCGAAACACUGAAGGUGAAUAAAAAAUUAACCGCCAAAGUGGAAUCCAAGACACGGAAGAUACAAAACCUACAAAGCAAACUCGCCGCAAGUAAAACUUCUAUGGUAGAAAACUAUGCGAGUGACCCUAAAGAUAUUUUGACAAGCGAUCCUCAAUUGCACAGUGUUCCUUGCGCCUCUUCUCUUCCCGUGCAGCAGGCUAUCGCUCCCGCAUCCUUCAAAUCUGCUGCAGGCACCAUUUCUGCACCAACGGAUUUGGACCACCCCACUGCAUUCGCAGAGAGAAGGGUGGCUCAACUAGCUGUCUUUCAAACAAGGACUCCAGAGAAAUACACCGAUCUGAUGCAAUCAGGACCGUCAAUGAGCAAGAAGAGGCCAGCUCCAGAUGAUGAUGAACGGAAUGACGUUCCUCCAGAGGGUCAUUACCCCGAGAAGGAAACCAGACCAAAUCACUCCAACGCCAACGUACCCCGAUUGAGAAGAGCGUUACAUAUGAACCAAUCUGGCUUUACUCCAGUACGGAAUUCAGCUUCACGGUUGACCACCAGUAGUUCACCUGUUCGGAGAAUAACGACCACUAUCACGACUGCAAUGACCGGACCCCACUUCAUUUCAGACGUUACAAACAGCCCUCGAGCUGCUUCAGGACCAAUAGCGGAUGCAGCAAAGCCGUCUAAGAGGAGCUGGUUGGGAAAGAUCAGGGGAGUGCCUCUGGCUGCUCACUCAAUAAGUAGAGCAUCGUCUAGUCCCCAUGCAUUCGCUAGGAUGCCUGAAGCAUGA
This is a messenger RNA of Serpula lacrymans var. lacrymans S7.9, 2940 nucleotides long. RefSeq lists its product as uncharacterized. The record is from RefSeq and is a predicted model, not a curated record. The coding region runs from base 1 to 2940 and encodes 979 amino acids. Lineage: Eukaryota; Fungi; Basidiomycota; Agaricomycetes; Boletales; Serpulaceae. The transcript has 3 exons.